Molecule: messenger RNA, 2274 nt
Organism: Penicillium olsonii
Lineage: Eukaryota; Fungi; Ascomycota; Eurotiomycetes; Eurotiales; Aspergillaceae
Source: the annotation of a GenBank genome assembly
AUGUCCUCCUUCGGCCAGCACGGGGCGCAAGAGUUCAGCGCCACCGUGGAAGAUGGAUUGGAAGACUACAGCUUAGUCGACUAUCCCGAAGUCGACUACUAUCUCCUCUUAGGUCUAUCGCGCAACCCACCCCCGACCGACGCGGAAAUCCGAUCAGCCUACCGAAGUCUGUCCUUGAGCUUUCACCCAGAUAAACAACCGUCGCAUCUGCGCCAUGCCGCCGAGAGUCAAUUCCGACACAUCCAAGACGCUUACGACACCCUCAUCGAUCCCAAGAAGCGUGUUGUGUACGACAUAUCGGGCGCGGAAGGCGUACGGCAAGAAUGGGGUCAACUUGGGGCUAUGGGGAUUGGAGGAGAAGCUCAGAAGCAAGACGUCGGCGUAAAGACGAUGUCGCCGGAUGAGUUCCGACGCUGGUUCCUCAAAACAAUGAAGAAACGGGAGCGACAGGCGAUCGAAAGCUUGGUUUCCACUAGGGGCGGUAUUACCUUGGGAGUCAACGCGGCGUCAAUGGUCUCAGUGGAUGAGGAUGAGGAUGUGCAGUUUCAUAUUCCCUCGCCGAAGGUCACAACAUAUGGGGUUACGUAUAAUUUCGAUACACCGGUGGCAUUGCCCCAGCUCUGGGGCACAACUGAGAAAGACUCGGAUUCGCAGGACGCAGCGUCGGAAUAUGGCGACGAUGGACAAGAGGAUGGAUCGCAGGCCGUCCGUAUGACAAUCAGCACAGGUAUAAGUGGUGGACUAGCCCAGCCAGUCCAGAAAGCCACGGUCGAAUACGAGGAUGGAACGGAGGGAGAGGAAACUGUCAAAAUGCCGCCCAUUCUGGCAGCUCGAAACUUCCGACUGGGCGCCUCUCUGAGCCCAAAUGUUCGAAGUUUGGUGGGCACAAAGGGAAUCUGGGCUAAGCAUCCCUUUGCACUGCUUAGGGAUUCCGCAGUCACAUUUGAGGGUCUCCUUCUGCCUGCGCCCUCUUUGAGAACAACCAUCACUCGGAGCUUUGUGCCUGUCAGUGGCGUUGCGCCAUUCAAUGUGAGCGUGACCAGCAUACACUCGCGAUCCCUGGAGGAAACGCCGCCAUCUCUAGAGGUCCAGGUCUCGAGAGAGCUAUUUAAGAAAAAGAUUGGUGUGAUCUCGUGGUCAAGCGGUGUUAUUCAUUGGCCCGAAUUCCUGCACGGCUGGUUCCCGUCGCUUGGAAUGGGGAUUCAGAGUGCCUUCGCAUCUGCCAGCGAGGUCGGCCACCUGCAGAUUGGCCUGAUUGCACCCGCCGCAUCACCCCAGGUAGCAAUGGAGGCCGACGAGGACGAAGCUGAGACCAGUGGAGAGUUCGAUGAUGACCACCACGAUGUGUCUAGAAAACGUCAAACUGAUCAAUCGGCAGAGGCGUGGGAAAGCCAUCUGCAGGUCUCACCCGGGGGCGGAGCCCUUGUCUUGAAAUAUUCACGGAACCUCUUUUCCGGCAAACCCGCUGAUGACCCAGUCAAGACCGAAUGGAGCUCGGAGGGAUACUUCCCAAUGCCGACAAUGGAUGAGGCUCGUGCAGUCCGGCUCGAGGUUGCAACUAUUGCAGGCUUGGACAUGUCCCUGAGCUGGACCAUCAAAGGUAUUCGUCGAGUUGGCGAGUAUACGCGACUAGGACUUGGUGUUGGCAUCGCAGACAAAGGAAUGAUGCUCACUGUUACAUGGCGUCGUCUCGGACAAAACAUCGAUAUCCCGAUUGUUAUCUGUCCGGCUAAUGAGGCAACUAGCAGCGCCACGGCGCUGACAGCUGUAUUCCCCUGGCUCGCUUAUUGCGCCAUUGAGUUUGGCUACAUACGCCCUCGGAAUAGAAAGAAGCGUCGCCAGGAAGCGGCUCGGCGCCACCGUGAGUUGAAGAAGCUUCUCCCUCAGAAGCGCGAGGAAAGUCUCCAAGCCAUCGAGCUUAUGACAGAGCAAGUGCAAAGACGACAAGGACGUGAAGAAGCACAAGAUGGUCUUAUUAUUUUGAAGGCCGAGUACGGUUAUAUACCUCCCACAGACAAGAAACCCAAGGAUGGGUUUACAGAGCCUCGGGUGAUCGAUGUCACUAUUCCCGUGGCUGCUUUAGUCAAUCGAGGUCAAUUGGUGAUCUCGAAGAAGUCCGUCAAGUUCCAAAUUCUGGGAUUCCAUGACCCUGCGCCGUUGCUGCCCAAGCGAUUGAAGAUCUGGUAUAGAUUCCAGGGUCGUGAUCACUACGUAGAGGUGGGUGAUAAAGAGAAGAUCUCGUGUCCUUUACGCGCACACCUCGUCUCCAUUUGA